AUGCUGACAUGGACUACUUGCAGGCUGAUGAACGCAUGUGUCGCGUUUCUUACUGGCCUCCGUCUGCUGGGGAGCAACGAGGAUUUUUUCUGCAAAAAGCCACGCGCUGAUGCGCCGUGGCUGAUCGUUGCAUGGAUCAUGAAUAUGUGUGACUCCCUCAAUAUUGAUGGCACAACGAAGCCAUCGACCCAGGACCGCGGAACAUAUGGUCAUGCACAGAAGAUGCGUGCGUCGAUGACAUAUGCUUUCGGGAGGCUCAAUGGUCUGGGCAACAUGCCCUGGCAUGAGUCGGAUGCCGGAGGUGGGCUUAUGGUUGGCAACCCGUCGAUAUCUGUCGAGGUGUCAUCGUACAUGUGCUCCCUCCCUGGUGAAGUUGCAAAUAGUGCUCGUGCCAUAACAUCGGUGAGCUGCUUCUGGCCCUUGAAUGACUCACCCAUUACUCAGUUCUUGCAGGAUAUUUUGCUCAAGUUUGCACGUACUGACUAUCCUGUAGAGAUCAAGCCAUUUCACCUGUGGUCCCUUCCAUCGUGCGAAGCCCAUAUCUGCCCUGUUAGAGCACUUGCUGCCUGGUUGAGCGAGUCCAAGAUCACAUCAGGUUACUUGUUCCGAAAGAUCGCGUCCGGUGACCGCAUAGCAGAAGCAAACUCUCCAAUGGUGAGUUCCUGCUGUAUCCUACUAGCUGUACAAAUUCCUGAUGCACGAUGUCAGUCCUCUGAGCAGUUCCUGGAGUUAUUUCGCAACAAUCUGCUGGACAUCAACAUUGACCCUGCCCCUUAUGGUACCCACUCGUUCCGGAGGGGUGGCUGUCAGUACCUCCACGUCGAAAAAAUGCUGGCCACUAAGGAGGAUAUGUGA
Molecule: messenger RNA, 855 nt
Organism: Suillus subalutaceus
Lineage: Eukaryota; Fungi; Basidiomycota; Agaricomycetes; Boletales; Suillaceae
Exons: 4
Coding region: 1-855 (284 amino acids)
Biological process (GO): DNA recombination; DNA integration
Molecular function (GO): DNA binding
Source: RefSeq, a predicted model, not a curated record